Messenger RNA from Medicago truncatula (barrel medic), 594 nucleotides. RefSeq lists its product as uncharacterized. The record is from RefSeq and is a predicted model, not a curated record. Lineage: Eukaryota; Viridiplantae; Streptophyta; Magnoliopsida; Fabales; Fabaceae. The transcript has 3 exons. The coding region runs from base 1 to 594 and encodes 197 amino acids.
AUGACAUCAUUGGAGGCACUUGUUAUGUUCCUUUGGACUUGCACACAUAGUGAAACUAAUCGAAAUGUUCAGAAUAAAUUCGGAAAAUCAGGAGAGACUGUGAGUAGAAAGUUUGGGGAAGUUGUGGAAAGUUUAUGUUUAUUAGCAAAGGAAAUUGUAAGGCCUCCGGAUUUUGACUUCGCAGAAACUCCCUCUAAGAUAAAAAAUGAUCGUAGGUAUUGGUCUCAUUUUGAAGGGUGCAUUGGUGCAAUAGAUGGAACACAUAUUCCAGCAUUGUUCCUACUAAAGAUCAAAUUCGUUAUAUUGCCCGAUACUGCACAUGACACUCGUAUUCUUUCAUCUGUGAUUGAAGAAAUGAAAAGUGUGUUCCCACAUCCUCCUGAAGGAAAAUAUUAUUUGGUUGAUGCUGGAUAUCCAAACAUGAAAGGGUACCUUUCACCAUACAAAGGUGAAAGAUAUCACAUUCCUGAUUUUAGAGAUGGUAGUCAAGCAGAAGGUAUCCAUGAAGUGUUCAACCAUGCACAUUCUUCAUUGAGAAAUGUCAUUGAAAGAACAAUUGGAGUUUGGAAAAAAAAGGUGGCAUAUCUUAUGUGA